Messenger RNA from Kickxella alabastrina, 1668 nucleotides. RefSeq lists its product as uncharacterized. The transcript has a single exon. The coding region runs from base 1 to 1668 and encodes 555 amino acids. The record is from RefSeq and is a predicted model, not a curated record. Gene Ontology annotation, molecular function: nucleic acid binding. Lineage: Eukaryota; Fungi; Kickxellomycota; Kickxellomycetes; Kickxellales; Kickxellaceae.
AUGACAUCGGGCAUCUUUACUUCUGCCGCCAACCGCCAUUUUGACAGCGACAGCAGCGGCGGGGAAAGCGGGAUAUCCAUACAGAUUACUGAGGCAAAGCUAAACGAUGAUGCUGAUGAUGCUGAUGAGGCCGCUGCCGUGCCCCGGGCCGGGCCGUACAUGCAACCAUACAGGCUAUCUGAAGAGCCCUCAGAUUCGUUCGAUUCACCCAUAUACACAAGCACAGUUGACUGGACACGCCCUAUUGGCAAGGAGGACUUCUUGUACCGGCAACAGCUUUCAGAGCUGCGGACACGCAAGCACGGAAUCACCCGGCUGUCGAUAAUCGACUUUGACAACACGCUGUUCAAGUCACCACUGCCUAACCCACAGCUCUGGGACCAGAAGCUGAAUGGCAUGCUGAGAAGCACCGAUCUCGGCUGGUUUCAGGACGGGCGCACGCUGAGCUCGCCGUACCUAGAGUACACAGAUAACCACUGGAUAACGCCCAUAGAGACGCUGACUGAGAUUGAGAACUCACGGUCUGACACCCUUGUCAUGUUGCUGACAGGCCGCUCGCACGCGGCAUACCGCCAGACCAUCCUGGAUUUGCUGAGUCGCCGCAAGAAUCUGAGAUUUGACAUUGUCAUUCUCAAGGAGACGCCCACGCGACAAUCCCCGCUCGUGUCGCAGGUUGAUUUCAGCACAGCUGCUAAGGAUCCGCAGGCGCCGCUGACCUUUGACUACAAGAUGGCUGUGGUUGAAGACACCAUUGCAGCGUUUCCAGAUAUUCAAAAUAUCUCCAUGUGGGACGACCGCGAGAAUCAAUGCGAAAAGAUGCAGAAGUACCUAAACGCCCUGCGUAGCCGCAUCAGCCAUAUUACCAAGGCGCAGGUGUACCAUGUGCCGCCACAGACCAUACCUAUGCGCGAGAGCAAUGAGCGCAGGUUGGUGCACACCAUGAUCCAGGAGUACAACGCUCGCGUGCGCACUUCCGCAGUGGGUGCCAGCGAAAGUGAGCUUCCGAUUGGCUCGCUGCUGACAAAGGACUAUGUCAGCUACACGGGCGUUUUCCUUGACCACGCGAGCCGUAGGCUGCUCAAGAAGAACGUGCGCUGCCCGACGGGCUGGUCUAAGACUGAUCACCACAUGACGCUGACCCUGGGGCCGGCGACUGCCGAGGAGCUCAACCUGUGUAUUGGCGCGCAGUUAGGAGAGACCGUCGAGCUUGUCGUUGACAGCUUGGGAACAAUUGCAAACGCAGUGAUUGCUGUGCGCGUUGUGCUGGCGCGGAUGCAGGGCAAAGGUAUGACACUUGUGCCCCAGGUUGUAGGCACCACGCCACACAUUACUAUUGGGUACAAUGAACCCGCUGGCUUCAGGCCGUCCUACGCUAACAAUAUUAAGGCGUGGCGGCCCCUCAGGUCUGGGGAUUUGGUAUUGCGCGGCGUCGUUGGCGAGAAGAUGCUGACAACGGCGACCAUUAUUGCGCCAGAGGUGCCAGGGCAGGUGCCGGACGAAGUUAGCGUCGGCAGCCUGGUGUGCCAGCGCUGGCCCAUGCUGAAGGGCAGGGAUAUUGGUGUGGCUGUCGGUAACGCGCGUCUGCGGAUGGAAACGCAGGGCGUCAAGAAUGUCGAGGCCAACAGGGGCAAAAUCGUUGAUAUCGUCAAUGGCUUGUUCUGUGCAUGA